AUGAGCAGCGAGGACCCUCGUCCAGAGGUGGCGCAGGAGGAGACGUCGCCAGAUGUCGCAGAAAGGUAUAUCAUGAUGGACAGACUCGGUGAGGGCACCUAUGGCACUGUCUACCGCGCUGAGACUAGGGCCGCACCCCACCAGGAGGUUGCCAUAAAGCGUAUCCGCGUGCUGCACGAGGAUGGUGUUCCGGCCGUGGCUCUCCGAGAGAUCGCCUUGCUAAAGACUCUGAAUCACGAAAAUGUGAUCAAGCUCCUGGACGUGUGCAACAGCUGGUCGAGCAUCUACUUGGUCUUUGAGUGUCUGGACAUGGACCUUCGUGCUUACCUCAAGCGCUUCGGCAAGCUUGAGGGUCAAGCGCUCAGGAAAUGCUCGUGGCAGUGCUUCCGGGGCAUCGAAUUCUGCCACAGCAACCGGGUGCUCCAUCGCGAUCUCAAGCCACAGAACGUGUUGGUGAAGCUGCGCUGGCCGCAAGCUCCACGUCUCGUGCUGGCCGAUUUUGGCCUCGCACGGGCGCUCAAUGUGCCACUGAAG
Molecule: messenger RNA, 534 nt
Organism: Symbiodinium sp. CCMP2592
Lineage: Eukaryota; Dinophyceae; Suessiales; Symbiodiniaceae
Source: the annotation of a GenBank genome assembly